AUGGUAAGUGCAUGCCACCGACUGCCAUGGACUGGCACUUCCAUUGUGCUCGUAGUGUGUCUGCAUCAGGUCUUCGGGAAGUCUUAUGCUGCCGCUGUCGGUAGCGACAGUUUCGUGGACAUGAUCAAGAAUACAAGUGCACACCGCACGAAGCUCUCCAUGCUUUCUGAGGGAGUGUUGAGAUCGGCGCAGACGGAAAGCUCGGAAGAGUCAGAGACCUUGAUGACUACCCUGGCCGAACCACUUGUGCAAGUGUCAGCUUCGAUUCUCUACCUCCUCUCACCUGUUCCGGUGUCGGGCUUGGAAAAAAUCGCCACAGCGGAUAAAGUGGUGACGAUCCUGAAGGGGUCAGCUGGUGGCAAGAGCCCGCUUCUCGGCUAUGUCAGAACUGCCUUCAAGGAAGUGCCCUUCUGGUCGCAGCUUUGGAAUGAAUCCAUGACACGGGGCACUUUGACAUUGGAGCAGGCUCCAAUGGUGCAAGCUUUGUGUGUGAAGCUUGACAACGAGGAGGUGCCUGUUUCCCUGCAGGACCUGACUGAGGCGGCCCAGACGCUGUCGAAGCUGAAGGACAAAGUGCGCACAGGGGCAUUGGCGGCUCUGGAGGCGUCUGUCCUAAACGUGGCGAAGGCUCGGGCCCUGAAGAUCGUGGAAGAGAAUGCCAAGGGAUGUUCCGCUUCCGAUUUGGAUGCAUUGCAGCAGACCUUCAAGAACACAGGUGUGCCCAACCCUGAGCUGUUGUCACUGGUCGGCAAGUUGCAAAAGAUCCAAUCGAGCCAGGCGGAGUCCUUGGCCACUGCCGACUUGAAAAGGCUCCUCGAUCUCCCCACAGGCCCUGACGGCUUCAACGACCUCCCCCCAUCCGAGAGCUUCUCCGGCCAGGCCAUCUUGCAGAUGUUCCGCAACGUUGCCACCGAUGCGUUGGCAGCAGACCCCACCAUCUUGAAGGGAUUGUGGCUGGCUGUGUAUUGGCUAUACCGGCUGGCCUUCAAAUCUCUUCGGGAUGCUUGGAUGAAAUGUCGUCACUGUCAGAGGUCAUGUGCUUUGGACUUUGGACAAGCAAUUUACCGGCCGCAUAAACAGAACAUUAACGGCUUAAGGUGGAACAGCUGGGGCCUUGACGAGAGCGACAUCAAAGUCAUCGUUGCGAAUGCGGCCUCCUUCCUUUCGAACCUGGGCCACCUGAGGAAGCUGGUGGACAGGCUGCCAGCAGACGACACCAAGUCAUGGUUCAUCGACAAUGUGGAUGGGCUGAAGGCAGGCAUGGGCUUUGCGCAAGCAAGGCAGGAGUAUGCCUCUCUUGGUCCUGAUGCCUGCACACAGCUGGAGCGUGACAAGAAUGGGGUGAAGCUGGAGCAGUUGCUCGUGGCAAGCAGGCAGCUCAGCAAGAUCUUGAAGAAGCUCGAGAGCCUCCCUCGCAAUGGUCCGGUGAAUGCCUCUUUUGCGGAGCUGCCAUUGCAGGACUUCCUCUGCGAUGAGCUGUUACAGCAGUGGGGGAAGGACAACGUGAUGCUUGAGGUGCUGAAAGCCAAGACCGAUGAUGUCUGUUCGGGGAUCCAGAAGCUGCUGUCGGAGCUGGACGAUAUCACGCAUAGCAACCACAAGGGAGGAAAGUGGAAGAGUGCGGUUCGGGACAACAUGUCCUUGAAGGAGACCCUCACCUGUGCCAACGCAGCCAUCAUGUGGAUCGAUGUCAACAAGCUGGAGGCUGCUCUGGAGGAAGGCACCUCAUGGCUGAACAAAGUGAGCAGCAUCUUCGAGGGCACGAGUGGUUUGGUGAAGGUGCUGCAGGUCGGCAAGACGGAAAUGAUUGACAUUCGUAUCUUCUUGCUCGAAGGAACCCUUGUUGUGCUUUGCCAGAAUGAUGACGAUGAGUCCAAAGUGAAGGGCUUUCGGUCUCAGCUUGCCGAGCUGGCAGACGGUCUGCCGGAGAACAAGGUCUGUGCUCAGUUGCUGGCGGAGGCCAAGAGUGUGUGCGAAGCAGCAGAUCGUGCAAAGGCUGCUGCAGGCCAAAGGCCCAAACUUAAGGUGUGA
Symbiodinium sp. CCMP2592 is the source of this 2031-nucleotide messenger RNA. The record is from the annotation of a GenBank genome assembly. NCBI's taxonomy places the organism in Eukaryota, Dinophyceae, Suessiales, Symbiodiniaceae.